Microstroma glucosiphilum is the source of this 1492-nucleotide messenger RNA. RefSeq lists its product as hypothetical. The record is from RefSeq and is a predicted model, not a curated record. The transcript has a single exon. Bases 117 to 1199 code for a protein of 360 amino acids. NCBI's taxonomy places the organism in Eukaryota, Fungi, Basidiomycota, Exobasidiomycetes, Microstromatales, Microstromataceae.
CAAGUGCAGGAGCAGCCUUCGCAGGAGGAGCCGUCUGGAGGUGGUAUCUCUACCCAACACCUCAAGAGCAAGCAAAGGUGGCCACCAGUGCUCAGGACAGCUGAUCCAACGCCACCAUGUCCUCCCUUCCUAUGCCUGCACUAGAUCAUCUCAUCCACCUCCACCCGAGCGUUGCCGCCAUGGAAUCGAGCAUCGCCCUCUACUCCUCCCUGGGCUUCCUCGUCACCCGCGGAGGGAACCACGCCGACCUCCUCACCACGAACGCCCUAAUCGUACUCCCCGACGGAGUCUACAUCGAGCUCAUUGCCUUUCUCGAGUACGAGGCAGAGGGAGUGGAUAGAGGAGGGGAAACGAGGCAAGAGUGGCAGCUCAGGAGGGAGCAGCAUUGGUGGAGUGGCAAGAAGGAAGGGUGGAUCGAUUGGUGUCUUGCUGGUGGAGUGGCCGAUGGGCAGGUGGAAGCGAGUAACGCUAGAGCUCAGGAGCAGGCCCAACCUCUACUUCCAACUUCGACGACAGGUGCCACCUCACCAGGUCUGUACAAGUCCCCACGAGCAGGUGGUCGUACCACUCUCCGUGGCGACCAAAUCAAGUGGAAGGUCACCUUCCCAGACGACGCACUCACGUCCUAUGCACUCCCCUUCUGGUGCGAAGACGUCACUCCACGCUCGCUCCGCGUACCGUCGCUGUCACUCGAGGACGAGGGGAGUGCUCAGAAUCACACUCGCAGCCCAAAGAGGAGCGCACACCCUAAUGGUGCACUCGGUAUUCACUCCCUCCUCUUCCUCUUCAACGAUGACGAUGACGAGGAGGAACGCUUCGAAGAGGCAGUAAAGGCUUGGUCGCUCCUCCUGCCAAGGGAGAGCCAGUCUGACUCUGACUCUGACUCUACCUUUCUCCUCUCCACGCCCUCCGCUGCCGAGCAUGGAAGUCAAUCAAGGACAACGUCGAGCUCUGCACCGAUCAAAGUACAAGCGAGGCACGCUCAAACGAAGGCAGAGCGGGACUGGCUUGCUCAAUGUGGGGGAACGGGCGCACUUUACGAAGUUGAACUGAGACUACAGCGGGAAGGGGAGGUGGAUCGCACUGCCUCGUCUUCUUCUAGGAGACUUCAAGAGGCUGGGGAAAGGUUUGAGCGAUUGAGAUCUGAGCGAGAGCGAGAGCUGGGGCUGGGAAGGAUGAAGUUUUGGUACGUCGCAUGAGUGGUAGAGGGUGGGUGGGACAAGUGGGGCAGGAGUGUGCACAGGGGGAGAGGGAUCGAAGGAAAGAAGGAACGAAGCUUAACCGUCACGCCAGAGAGCAGAGCAGAGCAGAGCAGAGCAGAGCAGAGCAGAGCAGAGCAGAGCAGAGCAGAGCAGAGCAGAGCAGAGCAGAGGAGAGCAGAGCAGAGGAGAGCAGAGGAGAGCAGAGGAGAGCAGAGGAGAGCAGAGGAGAGCAGAGCAGAGCAGAGGAGAAGGUCUCGCAUUGUACAAUUAUAAGAGAGAAUCAAAAACGU